GCUUCGCCAUGUGGAAGUAUCUCCUCGGUUUCCUCGCCCUAUUCGCUGCCGUUUCCAGUUGUCUGGGCGCCGUCGCCUCGGAUUCCCUGCUGGAGGAUAACAGCUUGGAUUCGGAGCUGGAGCGUUUAAGGCGGCAGCAGCAAAUUGUCCAGGAAGUGAUUGUGGAGAAUAAUUUCGGUGGUCCUGGAUUCGGAGGUCCCGGCUUUGGGGGUCCCGGUUUCGGGGGUCCCGGCUUCGGGGGUCCUGGCUUCGGACGUCCUGGAUUUGGAGGUCCCGGUUUCGGGGGUCCUGGCUUUGGUGGUUUCCGGCGAGAUAAAUUCGGUUUUGCCCGCAGCUAUGACCAGGAGGAAGAGCCAGCGGCGCCAUAUGGAAAAUCCAGCGGUAUUUCUUCGCCACCAUGUCCACGAAACUAUGUGUUCUCCUGCGGAGCUGUCAUCACUCCGGUGCCCUGCGGUUCCAGCCGUUGCGGUGGUUAUUAGGAAACACAAUUUCUAAAAUAAAAAUAACCAUCAAA
This is a messenger RNA of Drosophila serrata, 514 nucleotides long. RefSeq names its product Vitelline membrane 26Aac (gene Vm26Ac). NCBI's taxonomy places the organism in Eukaryota, Metazoa, Arthropoda, Insecta, Diptera, Drosophilidae. The record is from RefSeq and is a predicted model, not a curated record.